Molecule: messenger RNA, 1667 nt
Organism: Mustela lutreola (European mink)
Lineage: Eukaryota; Metazoa; Chordata; Mammalia; Carnivora; Mustelidae
Gene: KCTD21
Product: potassium channel tetramerization domain containing 21
Exons: 2
Coding region: 138-920 (260 amino acids)
Biological process (GO): ubiquitin-dependent protein catabolic process; protein homooligomerization
Molecular function (GO): cullin family protein binding; histone deacetylase binding
Source: RefSeq, a predicted model, not a curated record
CUCCCCCCCUUGCAAAGCUGCGCCGGCCGCCCGCGGAGGGGAGGCUGCAGAGCGAGGGCUGGAGGUGGGUGCGGCGCGGCGGGGGACGCGGGGCUCAGAGACAGUCGGACUAUUUUCCAGCAUCGCGGCCUCCUGCCAUGUCUGACCCCAUCACACUGAAUGUUGGGGGGAAGCUCUACACAACCUCACUGGCAACCUUGACCAGCUUCCCCGACUCCAUGCUGGGCGCCAUGUUCAGUGGGAAGAUGCCCACCAAGAGGGACAGCCAGGGCAACUGCUUCAUCGACCGCGACGGCAAAGUUUUCCGCUACAUCCUCAACUUCCUGCGCACCUCCCACUUGGACUUGCCGGAGGACUUCCAGGAGAUGGGCCUGCUCCGAAGGGAGGCUGACUUCUACCAGGUACAGCCCCUCAUUGAGGCCCUGCAGGAGAAGGAGGUGGAGCUCUCCAAGGCCGAGAAGAACGCCAUGCUCAACAUCACCCUGAACCAGCGGGUGCAGACGGUCCACUUCACUGUGCGCGAGGCCCCUCAGAUCUACAGCCUCUCCUCGUCCAGCAUGGAGGUCUUCAACGCCAACAUCUUCAGUACCUCUUGCCUCUUCCUCAAGCUCCUGGGCUCCAAGCUCUUCUACUGCUCCAAUGGCAAUCUCUCCUCCAUCACCAGCCACUUGCAGGACCCCAACCACCUGACUCUGGACUGGGUGGCCAAUGUGGAGGGCCUCCCAGAGGAGGAGUAUACCAAGCAGAACCUCAAGAGGCUCUGGGUGGUGCCAGCCAACAAGCAGAUCAACAGCUUCCAGGUCUUUGUGGAAGAGGUGCUGAAAAUCGCCCUGAGUGACGGCUUCUGCAUCGAUUCUUCUCACCCACAUGCCGUGGAUUUUAUGAAUAAUAAGAUUAUUCGAUUAAUACGGUAUAGAUAAAAGGACCCCAGCAGCACUGGAGGGGGGCUCCCAAGAAGCUCCGUGUCAGCCAAGAUCUUGGAGAGUGUCUCGCCAGUGGUGGGAGCCAGGGCGCUACACUAACCUGUAUUAAUCACGUAGCAGGACUUGAUUCCCCCCACAAUGCAGUCUCCCUGUACGAAUCCAUGUGUCCUCUCCAUGGAGCCACCUUUUCCUUGCCACUUGGAGCUAGAGAUGGGCAGUUGGUCAUGACAAGCGAAGUGUCUGCCAGUGUGUCCAAAAGGCCACAGGAGGGCUUGCUGGCUACAGAGGAAUGGCGGGUUCUUCACAGGCACCGGCUCUCUCUGUACCAUUAGGCAGUGCCUCCCCAAGCCGUCUAUGAAAGGAGCCCCUGGUGAAGGGGUCCCACCAGGUCCCCAGGACGUUAAGUCACCUGAGAGUCCCAUGCCGCCUGCUCCUCUGUCCCAAGGAUGCACCUGGAACCUUGGACUUGUUUGCUCAGGGACAGCCAGGUUGGGCCAGCUUGGAAGUGAGAUUUCAGAGCUGCGUUUUUGGCCUCCACUGUGGCGGGGAGAGAUUGGAGCUGUGGCACGGCCUAGCAGAGUGAGUGUCCAGGCCGGGUUCAGAGGAUAAGGCUGUCCCUCUUAACUGGGCCAAAUGUAGACGUUUGGGGACUUCUCACUUCAGAAAUGAGCUGCUGUCCCUGUGAAGAUUUUAAAGUAUCUGGAGCCAAUGCAAUGAAAGGCCUUUCGUAACAUAGACUGUUAA